Symbiodinium sp. CCMP2456 is the source of this 1551-nucleotide messenger RNA. The record is from the annotation of a GenBank genome assembly. NCBI's taxonomy places the organism in Eukaryota, Dinophyceae, Suessiales, Symbiodiniaceae.
AUGGGAAGGUGGCGGAGUGCUCGACCCCCGAACACAGGGGAAGGUGCUUCAGGUGCUUCUGGAUCUGGGGCACAGACUGGGCAUGCUGGGCCCACGCCGGGGCGCUGGCGCUCCAGACAAGGGGCAGAUGCUUCUGGAAACGCAAGGCAAGCCUCACACGUCGCAGGAGAUCGGCAUGCGGCAUGGCUGUCUCGUGUGAGUGUGGACUCCUCGCUGGGGCAGCUGACCAUCAAUAUGUCCAAGCUGGCCCUCAACGAUGAGGACAUACGAGACUGGUGCCUUUGGUUUCGACACCAUCUGCCGCGGCACAAACACAGCCAGAAUCUGCAGUACGCUCACAUCGACUUUGCAGAGAACAGGAUAUCAUCUCAGGGUGCCAAGCUUUUGUUGGAGGCAUUUGGAGACCUCCAGCUGCCCGUACGCAUCCUGAAGCUGCACCAUAACAGGAUCGCUUCAGGUGCCUGUGUCGCCGAGUUCCUGCGCAGAGGUGUGGUUCAUGAGCUCCACAUCUCGCACAACGAACUCGAUGCAGAGGCAGCUGCCAGCAUCAUCUCGGCCGCGGUGCAAGCCAAGGAUGCCACGGGAGCUGUGUCCUACCCACGCCGCGCGGGCCCGCGAAACUGCGCCCCUCUCUGGGUCCGGAUGGAGCAGAACUACAUCGACCCGCCGACGCUUCUGCGGCUUCUGGACACUGAAGUGGACCCCAAGCGCAAAACUGCUGGGGUUUUCUGCGAUGCCCGCAGCAAGUGGUGCACGCCUCACAGCUGUGCCGCCAAGCAGGCCGGCUUGCCAGUCCAUUUAAAGAAUCUGCCUCAGCAGCGCCGGCGACCCCCGAAUAGCAUCUUAGCGGCUCCUGCUCUUGGAAGCAUCCGGCAGCUGCCGGACGGGACGGAGCAAGCCUGCAUUCUGCAAUUUGACUGGGACACCGGCCGGUGGCUACCGCAAGUCAUCGACAUUCCGCCCAACGAGCUGGAGCUCGAGGCUUCCUGGGAAGAAGGUGAGGAAGCCGAAGCCGACGGACAGCAGAUUCAACCUCUGAGUUUGGAGGUCGGCCAGUCCCUGGGCGCGGACAUCCUCCGCUCCCUCUGGGAGUUCGAGACGGAGGUGACGGAGCCCCAAGCAGUUGCCACCCCGUCAAGGUCGAUCUUCAACCCUUCGGCACCGGAGUUCGAGCCGGGCGGGAGGUGCUUCGUGUCCAGCUUCAGCGAGGAGCCCCCUGAACAGGUCGUCAGCACAGACACCUCAGCUGGGGCUGCUUCCGAAGCUACAGAGGGCUCCGAUGCCGCUGCGGGCGCCGAGCUCGGCGAGUCCCCGAAUCCCACCGAGCUGGGCAGCCUCUCGUCCGAUGCCGUUCCGGAUCGAGAGCCGAGGGCCAGGGCCGGGCAGGAGCUGCCGGACGACUGCCAGAGCCAAGCCUCCGAUGGUUCCGGGACGGAAGCCGAGGCGAUUGGCCCGGCGAAUGGCGAAGGCGGCGACCUGGGAAAAAUGCCGCUCCAGGCCCAGGGCUCCACUCGGAAGAGCGAGCCGCACUGGCCGUGCACUGUGAUGUGA